GCAGGGGUUGCUGGGAAGGGGAGCGGCGGAGCGGUGUGCAGUUUGUUCCGUGGGGCCGCGGAGUGGGGCGCGAUGCCGGAGCGCGACAAUGAACCGUUCUCCAACCCCCUGGCCCCUGAUGGCCACGACGUGGACGACUCGCACUCCUUCCACCAGUCCAAGCUGACCAAUGAAGACUUCAGAAAGCUUCUCAUGACCCCACGGGCUGCGCCAACAUCUGCGCCACCAUCCAAAUCUCGCCACCAUGAGAUGCCCCGGGAGUACAACGAAGAUGAAGACCCAGCUGCUCGCAGGAGAAAGAAGAAAAGCUAUUAUGCAAAGCUGCGUCAGCAGGAGAUAGAGCGUGAGAGGGAGCUGGCUGAGAAGUACAGGGAUCGAGCCAAGGAGAGGAGAGAUGGUGUGAACAAGGACUACGAGGAAACAGAACUGAUCAGCACAACUGCCAACUACAGGGCUGUGGGGCCAACUGCAGAGGCGGAUAAAUCCGCUGCAGAGAAGAGGAGACAGUUGAUCCAGGAGUCCAAGUUCUUGGGUGGUGACAUGGAGCACACUCACUUGGUAAAAGGUCUGGACUUUGCGCUGUUGCAGAAGGUACGUGCUGAGAUUGCCAGCAAGGAGAAGGAGGAGGAGGAAAUGAUGGAGAAGCCCCAGAAAGAAACUAAGAAAGAUGAGGAUCCUGAGAACAAAAUUGAAUUUAAGACCCGACUGGGUCGCAACAUCUACCGCAUUCUGUUCAAGAACAAGGCCUACGAGCGGAAUGAGCUGUUCCUGCCGGGGAGGAUGGCCUAUGUGGUAGAUCUGGACGACGAGUAUGCCGACACCGAUAUCCCGACCACGCUGAUCCGGAGCAAGGCCGACUGCCCCACCAUGGAGGCACAGACCACGCUGACCACCAAUGACAUUGUCAUCAGCAAACUGACGCAGAUCCUCUCCUACCUCAGGCAAGGGACCCGCAACAAGAAGCUUAAGAAGAAAGACAAAGGGAAGCUGGAUGAGAAGAAGCCCCCUGAAGCUGAUAUGAACAUCUUUGAAGACAUUGGAGAUUAUGUGCCCUCCACUGCGAAGAUGCCACGGGAGAAGGAGCGGGAGAGGUACCGUGAGAGGGAGCGUGACAGGGACCGGGAGCGUGACAGGGACCGGGAGCGGGACCGAGAGCGGGAGCGGGACCGGGACCGGGAGCGGGAGGAGGAAAAGAAGAGGCACAGCUACUUUGAGAAGCCCAAGGCUGAUGAUGAGCCCACAGACAUCGACAAAGGUCCUGGCUCAGCCAAGGAGCUCAUCAAGUCCAUCAAUGAGAAGUUUGCUGGAGCUGCUGGCUGGGAAGGAACAGAGUCAUUGAAGAAGCCGGAAGACAAGAAGCAGCUGGGGGACUUCUUCGGCAUGUCAAACAGCUACGCCGAGUGCUACCCUGCUACAAUGGAUGAUAUGGCUGUGGACAGCGAUGAAGAGGUGGACUACAGCAAAAUGGAUCAGGGUAACAAGAAAGGACCUCUGGGCCGCUGGGACUUUGACACCCAGGAGGAGUACAGCGAAUACAUGAACAACAAAGAGGCUCUGCCCAAGGCAGCCUUCCAGUAUGGGAUCAAGAUGUCUGAGGGACGCAAAACCCGACGCUUCAAGGAGACAAAUGACAAGGCAGAGCUGGACCGGCAGUGGAAGAAGAUCAGUGCAGCUCUGCAGCAGAUGAAUGUGUCCAAAACUGGCAGCUUGGAGCCAUUCAGAGGGGCUUGGAGGGGACGAGGCACCUUAGCAGCUCCCUGUUUAACCAGCAGAACUGGGGGAUUGUCCUGGGAAGAUCAUCGAGAAGAGGAAGAAGUUGGAGGCUGAUGGGGUUGAGGUGAAGCGUCCCAAGUACUGAUGCCUCCAGUAUCUUCUCCUCCAGCUCCUGGAACCCUGGCCUGCUGGAUGCUUCCUGGAGCUUGCUGGUGUGCUCUUCUUGUCCUCACACCGUCCACUUUCCGCGUGGGGGCAGGUUGUAUGUCCCCCCCCAGCCUUGGACUGUGCUGAGGCUCUCCCCUCCAGUGUUUGCUGUAUAGCCUGUGAUGUGUAAAUGGUGUAGCCGUAAUAAAACUAUUCAGUUUUCCUGAA
This is a messenger RNA of Tyto alba (common barn owl), 2088 nucleotides long. It is a transcript of the gene IK, whose product is annotated as IK cytokine. Lineage: Eukaryota; Metazoa; Chordata; Aves; Strigiformes; Tytonidae. Gene Ontology annotation, biological process: mRNA splicing, via spliceosome. Gene Ontology annotation, cellular component: nucleus. The transcript has 21 exons. The record is from RefSeq and is a predicted model, not a curated record. The coding region runs from base 73 to 1827 and encodes 584 amino acids.